AUGACGGCCUUAUUCCUCUGUUCUCUUUUGCUGGCACUUGCUGUCACGCCAUGGAGCUCAACUGCUUUUGCGUCACCAGACUAUCAUGAACAGCUUUUCCUCCAACCGCUCCCCCAAUCCUCCCUCCUAGCUUCAUUCAACUUUCGGAGCAACACCUCCCAGCAGUCAUUUGACAACCAACACUUUCGAUAUUUCCCCCGAGCGCUCGGCCAAAUUCUACAACACGCUCAUACAAAGGAACUACAUCUGAGAUUCACUACUGGACGAUGGGAUGCCGAAAGCUGGGGUUCGCGGCCAUGGCGUGGCAGCAAAGAAGGAGGGACUGGUGUUGAGCUCUGGGCAUGGAUUGAUGCUCCAGGCGAUGAAGAGGCAUUUGCGAAGUGGAUCACAUUAACACAAUCCCUGUCGGGUCUUUUCUGCGCCUCCUUGAAUUUCGUGGACUCGACCCGAACUACGCGUCCCGUUGUUUCAUUUGAACCAGCUGGUAACCACCAAGGUGCAGAUGGGCUGCACCUCCUUCAUGGAACACUCCCAGGUGAAGUUGUAUGCACAGAAAACUUGACGCCGUUCUUGAAGCUCCUCCCCUGCAAGGGCAAGGCUGGGAUCUCUACAUUGUUUGAUGGUCACAAGCUGUUUGAUGCGGCAUGGCAGAGCAUGUCAGUGGAUGUGCAACCCAUCUGUACUGCCGAGGGAGAGUGUACCGUCCAAAUCGAACAGACAGUGGAUAUGGUUCUUGAUAUCGAGCGAUCCAAGCGGCCUCGAGCUAAUCCCAUUCCUCGCCCUCUACCCAAUGACCAGCUAGCCUGCGAUACCUCGAAGCCUUAUAACUCCGAAGACACCUGCUACCCUCUUGAGAGGAUAACUGACAAUGCUUGGAGUCUGUCUGAAGUUUUCGGGCGGAACCUGGACGGCGUCUGCCCUCUUACUGGUUCUGAUGGUACCAGCGAGCAAUCAGUUUGCCUUCGAGUACCACACGAGAAGCAGGUAUUUAUCACGCAAGAGGCUUCUGAGAUCAAGAAGGACGAUGGUUUCACACGCUGCUUCAGUCUGUCGCCCUCUCAGGCCUUCGACAUCUCAGUCCCGGAACAGACUGUGACCACCCCUGUUCCAAUUGAAGAGCCCAUCUUGAAUGCGGAGCGAACUAUUGUUGGUCAUGGCCAGGAGCGUGGUGGCAUGCGCAUCAUCUUCGGCAAUCCGUCUAACACCACGGCUGUCGACUUCAUCUUGUUUGAAUCUUUGCCAUGGUUCCUGCGGCCUUAUAUCCACACUCUGCAGGCGACGAUUACUGGCCAAGAUGGCAUUAGAAGAGAGAUCCCGACCAAGGACCUCGUCUCCUCGACGUAUUAUCGACCAGCCAUUGACCGUGAACGUGGUACACAACUGGAAUUGGCGCUAUCUGUCCCGGCGGCUUCAACUGUGACCCUGACCUAUGAUUUUGAGAAGGCAAUCUUGCGCUACACAGAGUAUCCGCCUGACGCCAACCGCGGGUUCAAUGUCGCUCCAGCCGUCAUCCGCAUCCUCAACACACCAGAUAGCGCACCGUUCUAUAUCCGAUCUACCAGCCUCCUGCUCCCCUUGCCAACACCCGACUUCAGUAUGCCCUACAACGUGAUUAUUCUCACUAGCACUGUGAUUGCCCUUGCGUUCGGCACUGUGUUUAAUAUACUGGUGCGACGGGUAGUCUCAGUCGAUGAAGCGACCGCACUUGUUGCCCAAACAGUGAAGGGCCGCCUUCUUGGCAAGCUGAUAGCUCUUCGAGACCGGAUACGCCCCAAGCAGACCAAGGUCGAAUAG
Molecule: messenger RNA, 1794 nt
Organism: Penicillium argentinense
Lineage: Eukaryota; Fungi; Ascomycota; Eurotiomycetes; Eurotiales; Aspergillaceae
Gene: gpi16
Product: GPI-anchored transamidase subunit GPI16
Exons: 2
Coding region: 1-1794 (597 amino acids)
Biological process (GO): attachment of GPI anchor to protein
Cellular component (GO): GPI-anchor transamidase complex
Source: RefSeq, a predicted model, not a curated record